Messenger RNA from Cuscuta epithymum, 804 nucleotides. NCBI's taxonomy places the organism in Eukaryota, Viridiplantae, Streptophyta, Magnoliopsida, Solanales, Convolvulaceae. The record is from the annotation of a GenBank genome assembly.
CUUCGAUUAAUUCACUGGACAUAUAGAGCUUGGUUGAUCUAUCAAUUGACGAGCUAGCUAGCUAACGUUAAAGACAAAAUAUGAAGACAAGUCCAGCAGUGCCGCUCAUGUUCAUCCUGUUCAUCACGGUCGUCGUCGUCCAUGCUGCUAACAAUUGCCCAACUCCUGAACCCUCUUCGCCAUGGCCAUGGGUUGGCUUUCGGUUGGCCCUGCUCUGGUCUCCGGGCUACUGCACAAUUACCGGGAAUUGCGAUGCUGCAAAGAUUAAAGAUGAGUUCACGAUUCACGGUAUGUGGCCUUUCAAUGAGACGGAUCAGAGUCCUCCAAUUCCCGCGGGUGCCGUCCCAUAUGACCCAGCUCUGAUUGUUGGAGAUUUGAGAAAUGCAUUAGAUGAGCAGUGGCCGAAUUACGAGAGUGGGAAGGCAAACGAAGAUUUCUGGGCAUAUGAGUAUAACAAACAUGGGGUGAUCGAUAUCAACGGGCUUGCUGGGGCAGGUAGAUUACUUCACGGUGGCAUUGGCUCUGCACGACAUGUACGAUGUAAAAGCGUCUCUUACGGAGGAUGGCAUCACUCCCGGUCCAAAUGGAGUGCAGCCCGGCAAGUUCUUGAACGCGGUCAUGUUCUUGGUGAAUGCCACGCAAACCUGAGGUGUGAAGUGAAGGCGGGGACACAGGAACUCUACCUCAAGGAGGUCUGGCUUUGCUUUGAUUACUCCGCCGACCUCCCCAAGCCAUGUCCUUCUUUGUUGCCCGACACUUGCCCCGGGAAGUUUAUUUAUAAAAGCGGCAUGUAGUGAUUGAUCU